Aricia agestis (brown argus) is the source of this 4002-nucleotide messenger RNA. Its product is annotated as exportin-4-like. NCBI's taxonomy places the organism in Eukaryota, Metazoa, Arthropoda, Insecta, Lepidoptera, Lycaenidae. The record is from RefSeq and is a predicted model, not a curated record. Bases 170 to 3466 code for a protein of 1098 amino acids. Gene Ontology annotation, molecular function: small GTPase binding; nuclear export signal receptor activity. Gene Ontology annotation, biological process: protein export from nucleus. The transcript has 15 exons. Gene Ontology annotation, cellular component: cytoplasm; nuclear pore.
UGUUCCGAAAAUGUAUCGCGAUUUUAUUUCUAAAAUAUAUAAAUAAAACACAAGUUUAAUUUGAAAGCUUCUUAUCUAAAUCAAAUCUUCUUUUUUAUGUAAUGUACAUAUAAACCAGGUUAUUAGGUACAAAGCUUUUUUUAGGCUGCUCUAGAAGUAAACAAACACAAUGGACUACUCAGCAAUUCAAACACUGGAAACCGCGGCACAGAUGCUGAUGGCGCCGCCAAAUAUCGUCACCUCUGAGCAGAGGCACCAAGCAGAGAGUGUCUUUUUGGAGUUUAGAAGCACCAAGAACCCAUAUCAACUCUGCAGAGAAAUACUAGAAAAAUCCAGCUCAGACUAUGUUCUGUUUGAGGCUGCUAGUCUGAUAAAAACUGCACUCAUUAGAGAAUGGAAUCUACUAAGUGACAAUGAUAUAUCUUCACUAAGAGAAUAUUUAUUAAACUAUCUUCUAAGGAAAGAUACACCAAAAUUCUUAAAAGAAAAGUUACUACAGACCAUUGCUGUAAUAAUUAAAAGAGGUAGCAUCACAGACAGUGGGAGAGAGAGAAAAGCACUGCUCGAUGAACUUGAGAAAAUAAUAUUAAGCUCAACUAUAAAUCACCAACAGCUUGCGUGUUCCUUGAUUUUAGCGAUAAUGCAAGAGUACGCCAUAACGGUCAAAUCGGCCGACGUGGGUUUGGUAUGGGAGGUCCAUUUUCGACUGAAGAAAUCCUUUGAGGCUUUAGAUUUAAAGAGGAUAUUUAGAUUUACUGUAGGAGUUCUAGAACAAAUUGUCCGUUCCGGACACCGUCCAGAGGGUGAGCAGGCGUUACUUACGAAGCAACUGUUGACGAUAGUAGAGACGGUGCUUUGCUGGAGCCAUGUGUCUCCAAUGCUCUCAAAACGUUUAACUGGAGCAUUUGAGGCCAUAUAUGAAAGUGAUAAUGCUCCCGCAUUACGGUUAAGUCUAAAUUGGCGAGAUACUAUCAUGCAGCCGGAACUGAUAGCUCUAUUUUUUGAGAUACACAUGUAUGUGCGUUCUAAUGCCGAAUUGGCUAACCCUUCUUUGACAUGUCUAGUACAAUUGGCCAGUUUGAGUGGAAUGGUCGUAUCUGCUACUCAGCUCAAACAGCAAUACUUUGAAAACUAUGUCAACAGUUUCAUGAGAAUGCUAGCAUUCAUACAACCCUUUGAUAAGGAGAUGUUGGGAAUAUCUGACAUAUACCGAAGAUUGGUGCAGUUCUUCACACCGCCAAUGAUUGCUGCAACUCCACCUGCUUUUCUACAGAAUCUCACUACUUAUACUGGACAUUGUAUUAGGGGUGCAAUCAUAGAAGAAAGUAUGAAUGACGAUGAAACUGUGUGGAGAACAUCUUUGAACAAGUUCCUACACACUUGGAGCUCAAUAGUGCAAGACUCUGAUGGGUUUUCCGAUGAGACAUUAGUGAAUUAUUGUAUAGAGAUAUUUAAUACAUACCUACAGUGUCGACUCGCGCCGCCUGACGGGACAAGAGGUGUAGAAUCUAGGGAUGGAUGUAAUGAUGAUAUCAAAGAUGACAUGGAGGAAGACGAACGGACAUUACACAGCAAUGUCCUCAUGACGAUUGGGGCAGUUGCCAGAAAGGCCCCGGCACAUUGCUCCCAUGUGUUAUAUACGUUGCUGACCGAUAGAAGCAAGCGCUUGGAAGGUCAACUGCAACUGGUGCAUAUGGGCAAGAUGAAUGUUGCCAAUAUGGGUGACCAGCUUGUACCGCUAUUCGAGGACCUACACUGGAUACUGAUGAUUACAGGACAUUUUCUAGCCUACGACUGUAUAGAGGGUGAAACUGUGAAGAUUCCGCCCGAGAUAGUGCAAUACAGUAUUUCUCAAAACGGCAACGUGGAGGCCUCGCUACGGUAUUUAGUCGGAGAGUCCACUAAUAGUGAGAAUGUUGAUGCUGUGUUCAAACUAAUAGGCGAGGUGCUACGUAUAAGUGCUUGGGAGUGUGCCGCGUUGGAAGCGGGUCUGGGUUCGGUGUUCAGUCCGGAACUGUCUGCUACUAUAUCCUGGCUGCUGAAGAUAUGGGCUAACUCGUACCUACUACCACAGACUACGGAGAACUCCGAGAUCCUCGAAGUUUCAUUCGGGCGGGGUUCUCGCGGUGCGGCGUGGGUGACGGCGGCGGCAGCUCGGCGCGCGGCGCACGUGCUGCGGCAUCUCAGCGCGCAGCCCACGCCCGCCUCGCACGCCGUCUCGCUCCUCGCCACGCUCGCUCACUCGCACCACCGCGAAAGUCCACUAGCCAGUUCCGAAGAGUUCCUAGCGUUGGUGGCUUGGGAGGCAGCAGGUAGCAACUUGUCAGGAGAGAUUAGAAAGGAACUGCAUAGAACUUUCGCAAUUGCAGCUACUUAUGCAGAAGGUGAAGUGCGAAACCGUCUGCUCACCAGCACCAUGGCUCUUCAAGAGAAGCUCAUACAGAUAUUGAACUCUGAGCUCGAUACGGAACCAGUCAGAAACGCGCUAGCCGAUACACUGGACUGCUUUACUGGUGUCACAGAGGGAGUUCUGGAGGUGGGAACCCUAGACCAGCAGUUUCUAAUGCUGAUAGCCGCCCUGGAGAAGGUCCCUGGCAUAGUGUUCAAGUAUCACAAUUACCCCGCCGUGGUGUUACCUGCACUCAACUUCCUAGCCAAGAGCGCGAAACGCAUGCUGCAUUCCGUGCACACAGAUAACGCUGAUAAAUUUCUGGAGAUCUGUAACACCACUUUCGAGGUGUACAUGCGAUGGAACUCCGGCAAGAUAUCCAGCAUCCCGCAGGACGCCGAGGAAGAGGCUUACGAGGACAUCUGCGCGUUAAUGGAGGUGGUCUGCUGCGUUUCCCGCAGCGGGUUCGGCGGCGGCGCGGCGGCGACGUGCGCGCGCGGCCUGCGCACGCUGCUGCCGCUCGUGACGCCGCCGCUGUUAGCGCUGCCAACGCUCGCGCACCGCGCCUACCGCAUGAUUCGCGACCUCGACGCCGCCGACCAGCUAACCAUUCUACCGAUAGAGGACUUCAACAUGGUGAUAACUGCGUUACGUGUUGGUUUGACUGCCGUAUCCUGCGACGUAUCAACUCUAUGCUGCGAUACUAUAGUCGGGUUAUCCAACAAAGUUCGUUCGUUUGGCACCGACAAUCCAUACGCGAUAUCGCUACUCACAUUAGCAGAAUUGCUGCUCAUGUUGAUAAUAAAGAUGGAGAUACCCCCAGAUUCCAUACCGGCGGCCGGCGCGGCGAUAUACGCCCUAACGUGUGUCAAACCGGCCUUACUAGAGGGUUUAGCUAGGCAACUUAUUGAGGCAUUCGCAGCGAAUGACCCAGCGAAUGUUCAUCGAUUAGAGGAAGCUUUCGGGGUAUUAACUAAUGGGGUACUUUUCGAUGGGUACCGAGCACACAAGCUGAGGUUUCAAGAUAAUUUCGAUAAAUUUCUGGCGAGUGUACACGGGUUUCUCAUUGUCAAAUAGGGGUGGUCCCUUUUGUAUUUUUAACGUCGAAUUAACUCAAAGAGAGUUGUGGAACUAGUCACAAGUAAAGAGUACAUAUUCUAUAGGUGGCUUAAAAUCUCGGAACGAACAAACACAAUAGCGUGUAAUGUGUAUUUUUGUGCGCAUACUGUGGAAUCCACUUGCGCUAGUCUAGAUGUUGAUCGUCAUUCUUCAAAAUAUAGAUUUGUAUCUGACUUUUGAGAAGACCUAAAUAAGAAUAAAUUAGCUACUACAGUACUACAAGGAUUUUUAGACACUUGGAUACUUUUGCCACAGGCAUGUGGACGUAUGCCACGGUCGAUAUGUACCAUACUGUCAUACAGCUCUCACAUUAGUGACAAAUUAGUUUUGAACGACAAUUGACAAUAUAAGUGGCACUUUGAUAGCGGAUGUGAAACAACUGUAAAAAUAUUCUUCACUAGAUGACGCCCGGAACUCCGUUGUGCCGAAAUUCGGUUAUAGCGCGGGAAACAUACAUUUUUUUUCGGGAUAGAAUGUAUCCUAUGUCCUUUCCC